Messenger RNA from Dicentrarchus labrax (European seabass), 9072 nucleotides. It is a transcript of the gene pcbp4, whose product is annotated as poly(rC) binding protein 4. Gene Ontology annotation, cellular component: cytoplasm; nucleus. Bases 640 to 2187 code for a protein of 515 amino acids. Gene Ontology annotation, molecular function: mRNA binding. The transcript is spliced from 16 exons. Gene Ontology annotation, biological process: negative regulation of mRNA splicing, via spliceosome. Lineage: Eukaryota; Metazoa; Chordata; Actinopteri; Moronidae. The record is from RefSeq and is a predicted model, not a curated record.
UGCCAGCAUCACUCUGCUUUAAUCAGGCUGAAGAUUCACUUUUUAUUUCCUCCAUUAUUUUUGUAGUUUUUAAUAACCCCCCCCAAACAGAAAGACAAACGUCCUCCUCAUCCCGACAGACUGUAGCUGCUUUAAACACUAACUGCCUUAUUUCCUGUGACAAUCAAUCCCACUGUUUCUAAUUGGAUGGGGGUAGCACCCUCCUCCUCCUCUUCCUCCUCCUCCUCCUCUCCUCUCCUCUCCGGGUUAUUGUCACUGACAGUCGGAUUAUUCCCGCACAGUAGCAGCCUGCUCCCUCUCAUCCUCCUCCUCUUCCUCUCCGUCCGACAAUGCGGGCACCAAGUACGGAUUUAUAAUUUCUUCAUUUCUUCUUCUCCUCUCCUCCACGAAUUGUUCCAGUGAUGUCGCCACGUCCACAGAUCUGAGCACUUUGGUUGAGUUGAAAGAAACAGUAUCAAGGAUAAAACUCACCCCUGACACCAGCUCCUAGUUCCAUCCCACUGUCCGCCCCCCCCGAACCCAACCUCCCCUCACCCCUCUCACAGCUCCAGGGCUCUCCAAGGGUUCCUCGCCGGGUUCUCCAAAGGGUUCUCUGUGGUGUUCUGGAAAGCUCCAUACGCCUCGGGGCCUCGGACCUUCAUGCGUCUCCCAGCGGCAGAGUCCACCCACACCUCCACCCACCACACCACCACCACCACUACCAUGAGCUGUGAACAGGAGUUUGGAGACGGGGCAAUGGGAGUCACGCUCACACUGCGCCUCCUCAUGCACGGAAAGGAAGUAGGAAGCAUUAUCGGCAAGAAAGGGGAAACAGUGAAGAGAAUACGAGAAGAGAGCAGCGCGAGGAUCAACAUCUCAGAGGGCUCCUGUCCAGAGAGGAUCAUCACCAUCACGGGGCAGACGGACUGUGUGUUCAGAGCCUUCACCAUGAUCACGUUCAAACUGGAGGAGGACCUGGCAGCCCUGGUAGCCAACGGCACAGUGACCAGCAAACCUCCAGUCACCUUGAGGUUGGUCAUCCCUGCCAGCCAGUGUGGCUCUCUCAUCGGCAAGGGCGGCUCGAAGAUCAAGGAGAUCAGAGAGACGACAGGUGCCCAGGUGCAGGUGGCAGGUGACCUCCUCCCCAACUCCACAGAGAGAGAGGUGACGAUAUCGGGGAACCAGGACGCCAUCAUCCAAUGUGUGAAACUCAUCUGCACUGUAAUCCUAGAGUCUCCACCAAAGGGAGCGACUAUUCCAUACCGACCCAGCCCAACCCCAGGAACUGUGCUGCUGGCAGGAAACCAGGUGUUCGAGGCGUCAGAUUUUGGCUCUCACCCCCUGUUCUCAGUGGCACAGGGAGGAGUGGACCUGCAGCAAACGUACGCAGUACAGAGUCACUACGGCAUUCCACAUUCAGAGUUAGCAAAGCUCCACCAGUUGUCAAUGCAUCAACAAGGUCUGGCCCCCAUCAACCAAUCAGCUACACAAGUUCUACCUGUUUUGCUGUAUGCGUCUCGUCAGCAGCAGCAGCAUGAAAUCUUAAAAUCGGUCAUUGGAGGAGUGGACGCCAAUUCCCAAACCACGUCUCAGGAGCUCCUCAUUCCAAACGAUCUGAUUGGCUCCAUCAUCGGUCGUCAGGGCACCAAGAUUAAUGAGAUCCGGCAGGUAUCGGGGGCUCAGAUCAAGAUCGGCAGUCAGAUCGACAGCACCAGUGACCGCCACGUCACCAUCACCGGCACACCGAUAGCCAUCAACCUGGCUCAGUACCUAAUCACUUCAUGUUUAGAGACCGCCAAAUCCACCGCCCAGUCCUCCUCCAUGCCGUCUCCCGUUGACCUGACCAUGAGCUUCACCCAGCCCGCCCCCCCUGCCUCCGCCUCGUCCUCCUCCUCCUCCCCCCUGGCAGCGAUGGGCGCCACACUGCCCCAUGCUCCCAUCCUGGGCGCUCCCUACGCCCUCCCCCUCUCCAGCCUCCUGGGGAUGAAAUCCAUCCCCUACCUGGCACUGUCCACCCCUCCUGCCUCAGCAGCGGCGGCGGCUGCUAUCGGGGCUCCCAUGUUACAGGGUUCGAUGCAGACAGCAGCGUCGGCAGGUGUUCCAGUUCAGGCUCACGCAGCGGCGGCCCUGGCUUCCUACACGGCCAAGAUCUCAUCCUCGGCCAACGGGAUGAAGAAGCCGGAGAGACAGAAGUUUGCACCGUACUAAUGAAGGAGGUGGAAUGAAAGGAUGAGUUUGCAUCACUGAGGUAGCUUCUGAGAAUGAGGAGGUGUUCAGAUGGAAGGGCAGUUUUAUUUUCCUUCUUUUAUUCUAUUUGCUUUUUACUUUAUUCUUUCUUCCUCUCCAACUUUUAUCCUUUUGUUUUUUAUUCCUUUCUUAUUCAUUGCUCAAAAAAAGUGGGAUAAUUGGAAAAUGUAUGAUUUCAGAUGUGAUGACAUGGAAGCCACUAGCAGCAACAACUCGGGCAAGGUAAAGUAGUUUACCUCAUGUAGAAUAUCUGAUUGAUUAGACCUGUUUUUAUUCAGGAAUGCACUGCUAACAAAGUCCCCCUAACUUACGGGAAAAUAUUACAUUCUUCACAAUAAAGCCUGCCACCUGAUCACCAGUGGAAAGCUUUUAAUGUGAAGGUUUAACUGCAGGAACACAGCUCUGAUACAGCUGAAUGUGAGAAUGCAGUAAACAGUAAAAUAAGGCUGGUAGUGAAAGUACAGCAACACAAGAGGGAAACUAAACUCCAAACCACAGUCAGAUAGAAGCUACAAAAGUACUGAGAGCUGAAAACAGAGAGAAAACAGAGCGCUCUCUCUAGGGAAGCCACACAAGUUGGGGGAGGCUGUUAAGGGUUGGCUCUGAUACCAAGGCGGCUUUCCCCCGCUGCGAGGCUGCAGUGGAAACAUGUCAUCACGGCUUGGCUUGACACAGUGCGGGCCUGUGGAAAAACCUUAAGAAAGAGCAACUACUGACGCUGGUUGUAAUUUCAUAUGUCGCUAAAUCUGAAAAGAAUUAGUCAUUUUCUCUGCAAACUCAUGCAGACAGACAUUACUAACUCGGAACCUGCUGCCAGAGAGCCAGACACCAUGGCUCAUGGGUAAUCAGAGAUGCAAUGAGGGAGAUGGUCAAAUUUCUGUCUAAGCUCCACAUGGGAAAAAUAAAUUAAAGAACAGAUAGAAGAUAAAGAAAUAAUACUCUCUAUCUUUACCUUGCGGGACACAAAUAACAUAUUUGUCUCAGCUUUUUCUUCCACUGCCACUCAAGGCAAUUUAAAAAAAACUAACUUUUAUGAGUGCUUUAAUCCUCAAAGCCGGGCGAGAGUGGUGAGGACGUUGUAGACUGAAAAAGAUAAAAAUAUCCAGCAGUGUCUGAUCACUUGUACUCACUCAUGAUACUGACAGUGAGUCCUAAUUAUCAGGCAGCAUGUGGGAUAUUUUUGAACUUUUAUUUCUCAUUGGUGAUUAAAAAGGUGCAAAAGUAGACAAUCCUGUACAGCCACUUCCAACAGGGGGAUGGGUCACUAUGUACCGCUACUGUGAUGCUCUAUUUUAAUGUUUGUUUAGUAUUGCUUAUCAUGUUUCUGUGCAGAUAUUCACUGGUUUAAUAAACCACUCAGGGUCGCUGACUCCUCUCUACAUCCCCUUUGUAGACAAAUGGUCCUCAACACAGCCAUAAUUCACGUGUCACAAUUUGCAUUAGCUUUUCCCUCCUUUGCAUUAUAGAUUAGAAAUGUUCCUAGACGAACCCAUGGGUGUCUUCAUGUCUCUGUCUGCAGGUUGUAGGUAUGUUGACCCGUAAGUUUAGUUCAGGGUGUGAACGAGAUCUUCUCACAGCAGAACAGACUUGAAGUUUAGCCUCGGGUUGACACCAACAAUUUUUGUUUACAAAAAUAGAAAAUUCUUACCACCCCGGGGGGCUUUAAAGAUCCAGUGUGACACAUGUAGGAGGCAUGUUUCAUUAGUGUAUAAAAAACUAACGUUGUGUGUUUGUUACCUUAGAAUGAGCAGUUUUUAUCUCCAGAGGGAACAGCUACUCUUCUACAGGAGCCCAGAACGGACAAACCAAACACUGGCUGUAGAUAGGUUACGCCAUAGUAAGACUCAACGCCACUAACUCUCACACACAUUUAAGAGCGCACCAAGGGUGAUGCAUUUUUAUUGUUGUUAUUAUUGUGUUCCUUUUAAUUGCAUCAUUAAUCACAUAAAAAAAACAUUGACUCACAAACCAAAAGGAAGAAACACAAACCAAAAGACAGACAAUACAAGCUGAGAUUUUAGAUGCAGAUUUCUUUGCAUGUCCCUCUUUGUAAUAUUUAGGAAUGAUAGUAAUUUUGGUUUUGCAACCCCACCCACUUCCAACCAGUUUGAACACAUACAGAAAGAAUUCAGUCUGUAACUUAGGCAGAACAUUGUGUUUUCAUGUAUCACUCAUAGUGAGAGAUUGAUCUUUAAUUAUGGAUCUGUGAAUCCACAAACCUGCUGAGGUCUUUUGACCUAUGUUACAUCAAUAUAUAAUAAUAUAUAUAUAUCACAUAAUUAAAUGAUGCAAGUUCAUAUGUCACAUUUACAUCAUCAUAACCUCUGGCCUUAUAUAUCUGUUGCACAUGCAGAUAAAUUGCAUGUUAUUUGGUUUGAGCAUGUGUUAAUCUUUCAGUUUAAAUGUGAUUUUUCUACUUUCUUAGAAAUGCGUCUUGAUUCCAUAAACAUUAAGAUGAGAAUGAAGUAGCUGAUAGUUAAAUAUACCGUGAAGUGUGUGUGCAGAGUGUGUGUGCAGAGACAGAAUCCAGACUGUCGUAGCAGGUCAUCAUCAUUUUCCAAUAAUCCCACUUCACGUCUCUCUCAAACGGUUUUGUUUGCGUUUUAUUUGCAUUCUUGGAGCUCUGCCCUCACUGGAGUGACUGUUUGGAGGUUUGGCUAGUGUUUGUAGCUACUGUAUGAUGAUAUUAAAGGUUAUUUGGGCCACAAAGCCUGUAAAAGCCAUAGAGACUAUUCAGCUUUUUCCCUCCUUGUCUGUUUCCUGCUCUCUUUUUGUCCCUUACUCCUUAUUCUAUUGUAUACUCUCAUAUUUAUUGACUAAUAUGAAAUAUUCCCUCAGAGAGUUUAUAUCACUGGUCACUAACACUGAGCUGAACAACUCGGCUUUUGUAUACAAUGAUGUCUACUUGUAUAUGACUACUUCCUUUCUGCUUCCUGUCUGUUUUAUUCUUUAUUUUUAGUAUUUGUUGUAUAGAGUUUUUUAAAAACACAACAGAUUUAAAGAACGUCUUUUUACGUUAACAGUCUCAACUUGUUUUUGUUCACAGUUCUCAUUUGAAAUGUGUUGUUUAAAUUAUUUUGUAACUUAUUAAGACGAGUAUUACAUUUACAGAUUUAGAAAAUUCUCUUUCCAACAUGGCUGCAGGUAAAUACUGUAAAACUGUAUCUGAGGUUGUUGUUUGUUUGUUUUUUAGUUGUGUGAACAAAAUUAACUUUUUGUGUUUUUUUUUUUCCGGGGAAAAAAAAUAAUGAUCACUGUACCAUUAAUGCUAAUAACCAGAUGUUUUUGUUAGAUAGAAGAGUAGUGUUUUCACUUGUGAGCUCAAACUGGACAUUUUACCACACACACACACACACACACACACACACACACACACACACACACACUUUCUAACUGGGGACAUGUGUUUGUAAAUGUCUGCCCUGCUUCUCCACAGAACUAGAAUCAGGUAGAAUGACCAUCUGUAAAACCUGAUGUUAUACAGGAUUUUUCAGAAUGAGUAAAUAUCACAGAUAAUUUAUAUUUUUCUGGAUUGAAUGGUGCAAAACUGUGCUGAUUCCCUGCAGCUGUGACGGCAUCUCGUACAGUGAUUCUUUAGUCAGUGCUAUUGGUCAAUAACCUUGUAAGCUGUUAGCAGAUAUAUCAGGGACACUGUGACAAUCCAUCGCUCACUCUCAGUGUAAUGGAUGGAACUGACAUUGUAUGGCAUUUUUCAGUUCAGUAAUGCAUCCCAACCACCUUAGGUAGAGGUGGUUACCCACAGCCAUUAUUAAACUGGUCACUCAUUGGUCAGAAACAGAAUACCAGUAAAGCCAGGCUCACACUUUUAGAGGAGUUGUAGAGUGGCACAAUAAGGACAAACUUAAAAAUCAUCUCAAAUGUGCACACACUACAAGAUUGGAAAAUAAGGGUGCAUCACAUUUAGUAUAUUAUUAAUAUUACUGUGCCAGAGGGAGCAAUGCACUUCCUCACUUGAUCUCAUGGGGAAGAAGAUGUUAACAAAAUGGAGACUGACGUAGCGGAACAACACCGAGUAGUAACAUUAAUGCUUUUCAGUGAGAAGGACCGACAGGAGAGGGGAUAUUGGAUGUUGAUCCCUGCUGAGUUGUGGUUGUUGUACUUAUUCUAGUUCUGUGUCCCUCCUGUGUGUGAAAGCAGAAAGCAAUGUUUCUUUUAUUUUUUAUUUUUCCAACUAAACUGAUGCUCAGCUCGGUUUACUGUCCUUGCCAGAGUGUCAGAGACUAAUGCUGCAUGUUUGCUUGGCCUCACUAACACACACACACACACACACACGCACACACACACACACACACACACACACACACACACACACACACACACACACACACACACACACACACACACACACACAUUUAUGUAAAUAAACACAAAGAUGAUCCUGAUUAGUUUAACGCACACUUACAAACCAACUGACAGAAACACACACACACACACACACACACACACAGAGACACACAGGCCUCGGUCAUUGCACUGACAGUGUGAACUAAAAGCAAUAUUAAACAGAGCCGGAUGAGUAGCUACACAGGCAGGCAAAUAUACGUGUGUGUACUUUUCAACUGUAACAAAUACAUUAAUAUUUAACUUGAUGGGUUGUCGAUGCAUAGAAUUCUCUGCUCCUUCUGUUUGUUUUUAAAAAUAAUGAUAAUGUGGCAUAUUAAACAAGCUCACUUAUUUUUAUAAAGGCAGAUAACCUCGUUGAUGAACUGAAUUGAACUGUGGACACCCGUGUUUAAUCACUCAUCUCACCCAUCCAUCCUCUCCACACUCACUCUUCAUGUCUUUGUGUUUUUGUUUCCCUCUGUUCAUUGUCCACGUGUCGUUCGUCCCAUUUGCAUGAGUCUGACUUGAAUCGAUGUCUAUGCAAAAACAUCUCUGUGUGGUUCAGCUCAGUGAUCCAUGCGUGGAGGCUGUGCUGGUGCUUGUGAAGUGCAGCUGAAAUGAAAGGGCUACAGUAGACUACGGGUCUGGCUCGCAAUGCAUCUGCCCUGAGGAUCCAUUUAUAGUUAGUUUACCAACGAGAGCAUCGAGUCCAAUACGAUAAUUGUAUUAGGUAUGGUAUUAUUGUAUUAGGUAGGUAUGUUUUCAUUUGUGUAUAAUCACCUGGAAAUAGGAAUCAGUGUGUUUUUGUUACCUUACGAUGAGAGUUUUUAUCUACAGAGGGAGCGGGUCCUCUUCUACAGAGUGAUGUCAAACACACAAGCCCAACCCUGGGACUAGGGGAGGGUGAAGCGAGAGAGAUACAAUCUGUAUUUGCACUGCUAGAUGCAUCUAAAUCCUACACACUGGUCCUUAAAUGACACCGCUGCUCAGUUAGUGUAACCAGUCCAGUUUAAGUCCAAUUCAAGUCCAAUUCAAAGAACCCAAAUACAAAUAGUUCUGACUAAAACAGCACAAAGAUUAAAGUUCAUAUGAGACCAGACACUUGCAGCGGCGUGAAUUGACCAUCUCAGCUCGCCUAAAGCCGGCUGAUGGUCUCACCUGCGACUCAGCUUGUCAAUUCUCCACUGACUGGUUUUAGUCUGGUUAGACUGGUUUUAUAAAGGCAUAUUUCAGCAGCCAAUCAGCUUGUAGCAAGGUCACCUGGUCAAGUCAGUUACAAACUGUUAGCUGGUCAUAAUGGUUUUUGACCUCAUUAAUUUGUUUGAGGAACAGCCGUGUCUGUAUGCCUAAAAUGUACUCCAAUAAAGAACGCCCAUGGACGGCUCCAAAUUCUCCACCUCUCAUUUGUUUUCACUGUUUCAUCAAUAAAAUGUAACAGUAGCUCUAUCACAAUCCUCAUUCAUAUUUUAAGAUGCUACAAAUUCUAUCCAGCUACCAAAACAAGCCUGAAAUCCCAUCAGUUAGAACAGAAGAACAGAGUCUUUGCUAUGGAAACAGCACGUCGCCUCGUCUUGUUGCACCGCUGUAAACUGGUAGCUUUUCUGAAUGUUGCAGAUCAGCUCAUCUCGUCGCCAAUGUUUGAUCUCCAAAAUCACAAGAAGACUCCAAGGAAGUCUAUUUUAAACAAAUAAAAUGCCUUUAAUGCCACAGCAUGCUCAAGCAAAGGAAGGCUAUAUGAGUUUAAAAAUGUUGUUUAAUUCAACACUUGUUAAAUCUGAACUAGUCACGCACUGCUGUUGAGAAGAAAUUAAUUCAACCUCUGGUCUGAUUUUUAAUGAACGCGUUUUAUAACUUGGGGUCUUUGUGUGCCUACAAAUACAGCACAGAAUUCCUUUAUUAACAGCAGAUUCUUCAUGAAAAUGGCCAACACAGACUGCGUCCUUCAUGGUUCUUUAGGAAAAUAAUUGUGCAGCUUCACUUCGCUCAACAUAUUUUACAACUUGUACAGGUAUCUUCGUGUGGAAACAAAAACAUGUAAAAAGAAAUGCUCUUCAGGGUAAAUGUGCUGCAAGAAUCAGACCCUCGGUACAGAAAGGAUGGAGGUUUCAGCAACACUAUACAAGACUUUAUCAAACAUAGAGAAGGAAUUUACUAUAUAAUGAUGCUCUCAUUCCAAGUUGUACUACAAAUACACAGAACAUAACUUGUACUGCAAACAGAUAAACAUCUAAAAAAUACACCCAUUCACAAUUUUCACUCUGAACCAACUGCUGAACAAAACGAGUACGGUUAUGAAUAUUGUAUUGCACUUGAACAUGAAAAAUCCAUUAUGACAAGAUUUUCUCUACUGAAUAUGAAGUACUACCAUCUGUCUGUUUUAAUUUGGACCCCCCUGUGAAGGCAGGGAGGUUUGCUCUUUGUAUAUCAGCCUGAUGUGUUUGUGAUUCUGUUUUCUUUCCAUUCAUGCCAUGUUCUAAUAAAUAAAACCCACACUGAAAACAC